CCCGAACGCUCUCACAUUUCAAUUUUCAUCACUGCUAAACCCUAACUUCUGUUUCACGCACGUUAGAUCUCACUCACUCUACACAGUUUUUCCGUCCAGUUCGUCUCCGCACGGCUAUGGCAACCACUACCGAGCCCACGGCCUUGAAGAAAGAGGAAGAAGAAGAAGAAGAUGACUCGAAGCCAUCUGCUGAAGACGAGGACACAGGGGCCCCGAUUGCCCCGAUCGUCAAACUCCAGGAGGUCUCUGUUGCUACCGGCGAGGAAAAUGAGGAUAUUAUGCUUGAUUUGAAAGCGAAGUUGUAUAGAUUUGACAAAGAAGGUAGUCAAUGGAAGGAGAGGGGAGUUGGAACUGUCAAGUUAUUAAAGCACAAGAAGACCGGAAAAGUUAGGCUUGUUAUGAGGCAGAACAAGACUCUUAAGAUAUGUGCCAAUCAUCUCGUCCUACCUACAUUGACAAUGCAAGAGCAUCAAGGUAAUGACAAGUCCUGUGUGUGGCAUGCUGCUGAUUUUGCUGAUGGGGAGCUAAAGCAGGAGACUUUCUGUAUCCGUUUUCCAUCAGUUGAAAAUUGCAAAUCAUUCAAAGAUAUGAUUGAAGAAAUUACUGAAUUUCAAGCAAAGGUCAGUGGAGAUAGCGAAGAAGGUACUGCUGCUGCUGGUCUUCUUGAGAAGUUGAGUGUUGGAGGAAAUGACAAGGAAGAUAAAGAGUCGAAAGAGGCAUCUUCCGCUGCAGGAGAGAAAAAGGAGGACAACAAAGAGAAAAAAGAGGAUGACAUAGAGAAACCUGAGGCCAAGGAUUGUCGGUCGGUUGGUCUGUCUCGAGUGGUGUUUUUUGGAUAUCGAGUCGUGCAACAUGAUUCUAUUCGAGAACAAAAGUGCGGCAAUGGUGGUGGCUGUCGAAUGAGACAAGCACCGCACAUCAGCUGUGAGAUGGGGAAUCGAGCAUUUGCUCACCAACAACGUGACUCUUGUCAUGGUUCAUGUCAAGACCAAAAACUUGCAUCCUCUCGCCCAUUUUGGUCAUACUGA
Striga asiatica is the source of this 1028-nucleotide messenger RNA. The record is from the annotation of a GenBank genome assembly. Lineage: Eukaryota; Viridiplantae; Streptophyta; Magnoliopsida; Lamiales; Orobanchaceae.